CCGCGCCCCGUGCCCGGGAUGCGUCCGGCGGCCGAGAGCCGGCUGCUGCCAGGAGCCGGGGGCAGCCGGGCGGGCACGGGGGCUCCCGCCGCCCCGGCGGCUGGGAUCAGCUCCCGCUGGGCUGCGAUGCGCAGCGGCGGGGCGGGCGCGGCGGGGCCCAGCGGGAGGGCGCCCCGGCGCUGAGGCGGGCGGCGGGCGAAGAGCGGCCGGAGCUCUCCAGGGUGCUGGGCUGCUGCCCGCCCGCGGAGCCCCUCCGAUGCCUCCGACGCCGCCGCUCCCGGGCUCCGCCGCCUCUGCGAGCAGCAUGGCCCGGAUUCGGUACCUCCGCGCCGCUGUCUCGGGGUUUUAUCUGUGGGAAGCUGCGGUCCUGCUCAGCUUGGUAGCCACAAAGGAAACAGACAGUGCAAGAUCUCGUAGCAUGCCAAUGUCGCCAUCCGAUUUCCUGGAUAAGCUAAUGGGGAGGAUGUCAGGCUAUGAUGCAAGGAUCAGACCAAAUUUCAAAGGUCCUCCAGUUAAUGUCACAUGCAACAUAUUUAUAAACAGCUUUGGAUCCAUUGCAGAGACAACCAUGGAUUACCGAGUGAACAUCUUUCUCCGUCAGAAUUGGAAUGAUCCACGCCUUGCAUACAGUGAAUAUCCAGAUGACUCUUUAGAUUUAGAUCCAUCCAUGCUGGAUUCCAUUUGGAAACCUGAUCUGUUCUUUGCUAAUGAAAAAGGUGCCAACUUUCAUGAAGUAACAACAGAUAAUAAGUUGUUGCGGAUUUUCAAGAAUGGAAAUGUACUUUAUUCCAUCAGAUUGACUUUAAUACUUUCCUGUCCGAUGGAUCUCAAAAAUUUUCCAAUGGAUGUGCAAACAUGUAUAAUGCAGCUGGAAAGCUUUGGAUACACAAUGAAUGAUCUCAUUUUUGAGUGGCAAGAAAAGGGAGCAGUUCAAGUAGCAGAAGGUCUCACUCUGCCACAGUUUCUGCUGAAAGAAGAAAAGGAUUUAUGUUACUGCACCAAGCAUUACAACACAGGGAAGUUCACAUGUAUUGAAGUCCGGUUCCACCUGGAGAGGCAGAUGGGUUACUAUCUCAUCCAGAUGUACAUACCCAGCCUCUUGAUCGUGAUUCUCUCCUGGGUGUCAUUUUGGAUCAAUAUGGAUGCAGCUCCAGCCAGAGUGGCUUUAGGCAUAACUACGGUACUGACCAUGACAACACAAAGCUCAGGCUCACGAGCCUCUCUUCCAAAGGUGUCAUACGUCAAAGCCAUUGACAUCUGGAUGGCAGUGUGUCUGCUCUUUGUGUUUUCUGCCCUUCUGGAGUAUGCAGCUGUGAACUUUGUGUCGAGGCAGCAUAAAGAACUCCUGCGGUUCCGACGCAAGAGGAAGAAGAGCAAGUAUUUUGAGGGAGUUCUUGAUGGAAAUGAAAUCAGUGAAUCAUUACAGCAUAGCAAUGGCUUGAGAUGUGCAGGACGUAUAGACGGGACUUUGCCUCAAAUCUACAGUACAAAUUUAAGGGAUGAUGAUACACGUGACAGUCAGUUCAGCAUUACAGCAUACGGAGUGGGCCCAUGUGUGCCAGCAAAAGACGGAAUAACACAAAAGGGGCCAAAUAACCCUGUUCAACCUGUACCAAAAAGCCCUGAUGAGAUGAGAAAGGUAUUCAUUGACCGGGCCAAGAAGAUAGACACAAUAUCCAGAGCUUGUUUCCCAUUAGCCUUUCUGAUUUUCAACAUUUUUUAUUGGGUAAUCUACAAAAUCAUCAGGCAUGAGGACAUUCACCAGUAACAAGACUGAGGCUUGCAGUACAUAAAGAUCUGGCUGUCACACUCAGCAGGAGGCUUUUUGUUAGAAAUGCACAUCAGAGGAGUGAUUGGAAGAGUUAAAAAAAAUGAGGGGAAGAAAAAGGAUCCUGCAUGGCCUGCAAUGACCAGCUACAGUGGAUGGAAGAAUGAAACCCAGAGAAGAUACAUCUGCUAUUGCAAACUUUCCUUGUCAAACUAAAUAUUAACUACUUUUUCAUUGAAAAUCACUCUCUACUGAAGCUUUACUGCCAAGUAUUUAUAUAUAUUGUUACAUAGUGGUAUAAUUGUACAGUACUCUUUGAAUAGUCCUUAAAUUUUUUUAAAUUCUGGUGUAUUUUUAAUUUUAAAAAUGUUUCCCAAAUACCCUAGGUGAAUCCCACAGUAUUACAGAAUGGACUAGUGUUUGUAAGUUUUCUUUUAAUUUCACAAUAUAAUGACAAAUUAUGGAUUGGAGAAAACAGCUUAAAGGACUUGAUCUAGUCUUAAGGACAGUACUGGUGGUUUUGCAGUGAACAUAUUUAACAGUUUUAAGUCAUUUAAUUUAUUCAAUGUAGUUCAUAUUACUGUUCCCCUGGAAGGCGUACGUUGAAAUAAUCUCAGAACAAGUAUACAGCCUAAUAGUCUACACUUCAUAUGAGAAAUAUACUAAAAUUUCUAAAGUAUUGAUUCCUGCAAAGGAUUUUUUUCUUUUAAUUUCCUAUACUUUGAUAAUUUAAGCAUAUUCUUUAAUCUUUUUUUUAUAUUUUAAGGAGUUUUUUUCCUCAAUUCAUAAAACUCAUACAGCUUGUGAAAUAGACAAAUUACAUCAAAAUUUUGCAAUGCUUCAUUUUGAUUCAAUGCAAAGAGAUCUUGGACUGGAAUUGAAAGCAGAGUCAACCAUUUCACUGAAGCAUUUGGAGGAUGAAUACAGUUAUGUUUAUGCACAUUCAUCUCCUACAUAUUACAUAAUUCCAGGAAGUUUAAUUUAUGAAUGUGACAAAUUUUCUGACUCAUUCCUUGAAGUUUGUUAAUGUGACUUAGAUACUGGUUAAGAAGCACUUCACAGCUUUGGAAAAACACACAGCUCUUCUAAAAGAACAAAAAAAAAAAAGACCUGGAUGGUCUUUUACUUUACUGGAUUUCACAUUAAUAAAUGGGAGAACAACUAUUAAAACUCUUAGAUCUUCCCUGUUUGGGUUUAAAUAAGCCAUGUUAGUUGCUUCUUUGAAUUGUAACACCAUAGAACACAUUUAUGGCAUAGUGUCCAGGCAAGAGUAUUUACUUUUGUCAAUCUAUUGGCAAAACAAAACCAUGCUAUCAUGUUGAAAUAUAACAUUUAGUUAUUUAGUUAUUAGAUACUCUAAGUCCAGUCAGUGAGGCUGCUUCUCGUUGCAAAAUAUUUUUAUCUUGGACAUGUUUAAAAUUUGUGCUUCUUUGAUGAUCAGAAUGUGUAUACAAAAGCAGAAUGGGCUGGAGGCGAACAUCUGGUGCACUGCCAAAGGCAUGGUGCAUAUGAAGUAACAGAAGCAAUGUAACUCUGUUCUGGGGCUUGUAACAUAGCAACCUUGGGUUUGGUUUGGUUUGGCUUGUUGUUGUUUUCCUCCCAGGAUUACUUAGAGAGAUUCUAUAAUAGUAGCUCUCAUAUUUUGUUAAAUUGUGUCAGAAAGAACAUAUAUAUAUAUAUAUAUAUACUUCCCUUUUAUUUUAAAACUAUUAUGGUUUUAUAUUUUGUUUCAUUUAAUAAUCUAAAAUUAUUUCAAUUCACUUUUUGCUUUCUUUUUUUUCUAAUAUUGUGUCUGCUUUUUUAUUGGUUUCUUUAUGUGCAUGUUCCAAAAAUCUCGUUCGCUUAUGAAGGUGUGAGGGGAUAUCACAAAUUUAUGACUGAUAUUCACCUCUCUCAAAGUUAGGGUUAGUUAUAUUGUAUGGAAAGAGUUGUUAACAUGUGUCUGUUAACAGCAAAAUCGACUGUAUUUUGUUUAAGGGCUGUUUUCAAAUGCACAUAACAUUUGGCAUGUGAUUCUAUUUUAAUACAAUGGAACCAAGAUCUGAUCUCUCUGGAGCUGAUGGUUUUGUAGACUUUUUUAAUGGAAUCAUAACAUUUACCAAGGUAACAUAAGCCUCUGUAGUCCACUAACGUAUUUUUCAAAAGAAAUAAUAACUUUAAAUUAAGCUUCAUUUAGAUUAUUCCUAAAUUACUUAGUAUAAUGUCACACGGUACAGAAAGAGAGAAAUGUCAUCUGAGAUGAUAAGAAACUUCAAGGCACAAAUGUCUGCUAUUCACCACUGAAAACAGGAACAGCCCAAAACUGCCAGCAGGCAUGCCAGCCCUCUGUGCAAAGCUGGAAUCAACAGCUACUGACAUCAGCUAAGAUUACUGUGGGAUGAUAUUUUUGCAACUGUAUAAUGAAGCAGCAGGAAAUUAUGUUAAGAUGCGAGAAUUGAAAGGUGCUCUGCGGUACUUACCAGACUGCAGCAUUUUUGUUGCCCUCCCAUCAAAGAGAUGGGAAAUGCAGAAAAACACUCAUCACAGAGAUAAUGCUUGAGGUAAAUGGUACUUAGCAGGCUUCCUCCUACACAUAAAAAAGACCCCAAUCAUUUGGCAGAAGUAAUAGCUACCUCACUUAACUAUCACUGGGCCUGGGCUCUGCUGAGAACAAGUCCUUGGCAAGUCACACAAGAAAGCUUCUCAUAAGCACAAUCCCUGUGUGACAGGAUAAUGCAGCUUUGUCCCAAGUCAUCAUUCAACACAGGUGCAGACCCUGUACUUCUCAGGUCAUGUUUUUGUGGACCAGCCCUAUGCUUUGAAAAUUAAAUACUGGCACUAGAAGGACAUUGUAAGACAAUGAGAACAGAGACACUGCAGGAUCUGGAAGAACAGCCCAGUAACAGAGCUACUGAGGAGCUGACACAGUUACCAUGAGGGGAAAAAAGGGAUCAAGCACCCUUAGCACUUUUCCCAGACCUGCCGUGUCUCCAUAGGAACACUUGCUCAGGUGGAAGCAGUAACUGCAGGGGAAAACUAUUUAUAUCAUCUGUUGCAAAGUUUAUGUUGUUUUGUGAUAGUGAUUUCUGCCUGCGCAGAUUGACUUCCACACCAUCCCCUUUCUUGAUAGAAGGAGAAGCAAAACAGUAAGGUACAGGAUGAAAAGUCUGGGCUGUGCAUAGCAGAACAGGAGCCACAGGAAGUGAGAAAGCCCAAAGCAGAGCCUGGAACCUCUUACAUGACUGUCUCUUCAUUCUGCACUAAAGAGAGAUGUGGCUGAACCCGUGUCCCCAUGUCAUCAGAAGGCAAAAAACUUCAGUACCUUGAGAGAGGAGAAGCCCCUUAGAGGUGCAGUAGAAAUAUUCCACUAUCACUGUGCCAAACUCCUACUUAAAUUGCAAACAGCAAAAUUCAUUUUAUUUUUAAAACUAGAUUAAAAUAUCAACACAAUAGGCUCGCAUGGUUAGAGGGAUGUUUUUUUCUCUAUAAUACUGAUAAACAAUGUGAAGAUGUGAGGGAAUUAGGAAUACUAAUAUUGUACUACUUAGAACUCAGCUAUUUUAACACCAAAAUAAAGUAUACUUUACUUUCAAGGACUUUUGACAGCAAGCAGUAUUUAAACAGGUUAGUGUAAUUCAGGAUGAAUAGAGCAUUUACUUAAGAUUUAAUUAUUUUUCAUACAUUAGGUUUCUUUGGAUUCCUUUUCUUAUCGUUCAUUCCAAAAUCUGCUUUAUAAAGAAUCAUUUGUGAUGUGUGAGAGAUGAUUCUGUUUACUCAUAGACAGAAAUAUUUAGGUGAUUAAAUGUGCACUUUAUAUUUAAGGAGUGAGAUAUUGCUUCCACUUUGUGUAUAACCCCUUUCAGAACUGUAGACUGAUAAUGUAGAUAAAGAGAGACUAUAAUAAACUGUACAAAACCUUAUAUUUUUUAACAGUAGGGAAAGAUAAAAAGUCUUCCUUAACCUUAGAAAAAGAAAAAGUAUUAUUUUCAGCAAUAAUUUUAUAGUAGAAGGAAAUUAAUUUAUUUAUACCAUUCCCAGCCCAAGCUGACGUGAUUGGUUGCAAAAGAUACACUUUUCUUCCAGUUUCUACUCUCAUUUGAACUAUCAUAGAAAUUAAUCUAAUCCAACAGAAUAGAAUUUGGUUUUAAAAUGUGAAACUGCUGAAUGAGCUAAUAAUACAUACAGUACCCCUGUGAGGUAGUAAAAUAAAUUUAUCCACAUCUUACUGCACAAUCAUGUGGUUAUUUAGAUGAGUGCAAUAUCAGAUUUCAAAGCUUUUUUCCUUUUCUAAGAAGAAAAACAUAAAUCUCAAACCAGACUACUUGUUAGUAAUAAAAAGGGAUGUUCCGUUUUGGAGUGGUUACAGAAAAGGUGUCUCCAGUAAUUUCUGAAGUACUAUCAGUUUGGAAGGCUUGUGGAAGCAGGUUAGAUGGCUAGAAGCAGUAGAUUAAUGCCAGAAAAAAUGUUGGCUCAUCCUGUCUUCUUGACAUUCUUGAAUAUUACUGCACUUCUUCACUUUCAUCCUUGUGAAAUAUGCAAGAAACAUUUCUUAUGUUUGUAUUUUAAUGUAUGUCAGAGUGAUAUUAACAGAUGAAAUGGACUCAAGUAGCUACUGAUGUUCCAUGAAUGUGGAAUUGUGAGCUGUAUAAAAAGAAAUUGUGCCAUAAGCUUUUGACAUAAAGGUUUAACAUAAUAUAUGGUAUUUUGUGUGUUAGUGAUCCUGGCUUUUUAAAGGCUACAGCAAGAAAAAAAUAAAAAUUUAUAUGAUAGUGUAUUAAUAACUUGUCUGUGAGUUUUCAAAAUAUUCUCCUGUGAGUUCUCUCUGACAGCAAUUUCAUCUCUAAGUACUUCCUUUUUUGUAUAAAUCUAUAAAUGUGUUGUGCAUGGAUUUUAUUAGAUUCCUUUUUAUUGUAUUACAGUAUCAUAUUGCACUUAAACUGACAUUCUCUGCAGUCAGAAGUGUUUAAAAUGUGAAAUUUAUGGUGUCAUCCAUGUCAUUGUAGAUAUUUUGUUCAAAAAAGAAAAUAAACUUAUCU
Zonotrichia leucophrys gambelii is the source of this 6783-nucleotide messenger RNA. RefSeq names its product glycine receptor alpha 3 (gene GLRA3). Gene Ontology annotation, cellular component: plasma membrane; postsynaptic membrane; synapse. Lineage: Eukaryota; Metazoa; Chordata; Aves; Passeriformes; Passerellidae. Gene Ontology annotation, molecular function: transmembrane signaling receptor activity; glycine binding; transmitter-gated monoatomic ion channel activity involved in regulation of postsynaptic membrane potential. The coding region runs from base 257 to 1768 and encodes 503 amino acids. The record is from RefSeq and is a predicted model, not a curated record. The transcript is spliced from 10 exons. Gene Ontology annotation, biological process: nervous system process; chemical synaptic transmission; response to amino acid.